This is a messenger RNA of Arctia plantaginis, 13596 nucleotides long. Lineage: Eukaryota; Metazoa; Arthropoda; Insecta; Lepidoptera; Erebidae. The record is from the annotation of a GenBank genome assembly.
AUGGAAAUACUGCAGAAGUUUAAACAAAAUGGUUAUUUUGCCGCUGACCUGUACCAUUUGCUUACUAAGAAGAAGUUGCAUGAUCCCUCAAUUGAUAUAUUACCCUCGGAAUAUGAAAAACAAAUGAAAAUGACGACUCAGCAACGGCUGCAAAAUUUGAACAAUUUUGAAAUAGAUAACAUUGUAUGUAUUGGUAAUAAGCCCAUUAAAGUGGUGCUGUCAUUUACGCCCAGACUCCUUGUGUUUCAAAACUACAAGCCUAAUGAGAAAAUCAUCGCUAAGUUUUCUGUUAAAAAUGUUAGCAAGGCUCCAACCUUUCUCAACAUGGUGUUCAAGGAAUCUUCGUAUUUUUCUAUAAAACCCUGUGGAGGACAAUUACUGUCGCGAUUAGCGCCGGGAAUCAGUAUAUCUUUCGCCGUUACCUUCUCGCCGGUUCAGUAUGAGGACUACACUCAUCGAGUCUUAUUUUAUACGGACGUUGAUCAGUAUAAUUUGCCAUUGAUUGCUAUGGGGCCAAGACCAAUAUUCGAUUUUCCCGAUAAAGUUGAAAUUCCAAAGACUCCAUUAAAAAUUGAAAACCAUGUCUCUAUUAUGGUUCGUAAUGUUGGAGCUGUUGCGGCUGGUUGUACAUUGCUUACAAGAUGUCCAUUUUCCGUUGAGCCAAAAUCAAUAAAGUUGACGCCCGGUGAACAUUUUUACAUGAAGGUGAAAUGCAAGACUAUGAAUUUGGGACAAGUACAGGGCUCACUGUAUGCAAUUUUUGAAACAGAAGAAAAUUUGAAAAUUGACUUAUUGGGAACAACUCACCUCGUUAGCGUUGAAUUGGAGAAACAGGUCGUGAGAUUUUUUGACACUUACAACACUAUGGUGCGACAACAAGUAUUCAAAAUUGUCAAUAAAUCAGAUCAUAUACUAACUUAUAUGUGUAUGAAACACGAAUGUGUGUUUUACGAUUUCCAAAACAAGUUACAACUAGCGAAAGUAUUCUACAAAGUCAAAGAAAGCGAGUCUAAGAAGAAUGAGAAAUUGGUGCAUUAUGACGUAUUGAGCAGUGAUGAACACGAACGAGUGUAUACUAGAAUAUUUUUCGAUGAGAUGCAAUCAUUGAUAGCGGAUGAAUCACUACUAUUCCAAAAUAUGCACUUUUCAAUAACACCUGCUAAAGGAAACUUAUGGCCUAAUAAAGCUACCGAAUUAACAAUUACAUUUGCCCCAAAAGAAAUAGGGGAAUUUCAGACUAUAGCCUACUUGGAUAUUGACGGUGUGUUUGACAGAGUCCCUUUGACAUUAGUUGGGAUUUCUAUUCCACCAUUUAUACAGUUGAAUAUUGAAACACUAGAUAUGGACUGUGUAUACAUAAACAAACCUUAUAAUUAUGAGGUAGUCGCAAUUAAUAAAGGAGUACCGGCAACACUUGAAGUGGAUGUUAUUAAUGAAUCCGUGGUCAGCAUUGUAGGGUCUGUUAAAAUUUCAUCAGACGGUCCCGAAAUAAGUAGCAUUACACUGCAGGAUUAUGCUGUCGCAGAAAGUCCUAAGCCGAAAGUUCCUCAGUGGCCUAGAGAAUUCAAUGUGGAGCCGUGCAAGGUCGACAUAGAGCCGCAGUCAAGGAUUACAAUAAAGGUGACGCUGAUAGCCAAUUUGAUCAGAGCCAAUCAGACGUCGCUGGAAUUGGAAUUAGAAAAAUCCGAUAGUCCUCCGAUAAUUCUUCCUGUUAUCUACAAUGCUUUGGUUCCCGAAAUUACUAUUGCUCCAGAUAUUAAAAUGCGAGCUUGUUUUUUGGACUUUGCAUACAAAGCUGACGUUGUUGUUACCUCUAACGAAUUCAGAGGAUAUUUUACAUUGGAAGAAGAGGAGGAAGAAGGUUGUUUAGUAGUGAACACUCCGAUACGAGAGGGUUACAUAGAACCAAACAGUACAAUUUGUUUGCCUGUUAGCAUUCAAACAAGUGUUCUGGGGAUGCAGGAGUAUUCAAUGAGGUUGAACCUGUUCGGGUUGUCUAAGCCUAUCGAGAUAUGCCAUAUCAGUGGAUGUGGUGUUCGCCCAAUUGUAACCUGCACUCCAAUGGCCUUGCACUGGGGGCAAGUAAAACUGCUAACCACGGCUCAGAAAUGUUUGACACUUUGCAACGAUUCCCCAGUGGUUGUGCCUUAUAAAGCAAGCUUGCUAUAUAAAGACGGAAGAUGGCAAAUAACACCUUCCGAGGGAGUGAUUGAACCCGAAUCGGAGACAGAUUUAAUAUUAACUUUAUAUUUAAUUGAUGCUAAUACUUAUACAAACAAAGCUGUUAUACAAUUAGAGAAAGUGAAGGACAUUUUGGUUCCUUUAUCUGCUACUGGUGUCGGAACGAGCAUAUUGGUAGGAGAUCUACGAGACAGGGUUGAGCUCGGUCGUCAUUUUACCAAGAUACCUUUGAAUUUUAAAGUGAUUAUGGAAAACCGUGGUACUAGGAUACAUGCCCUCGAAUGGAGUGAACACUAUAAAGCGCCUAAAACUAAACAACCAACUUCAGGGUUUUUUAAUUUAGAACCCCGAGUAUUUAAAAUGGCUGCAGGAGAACAAUUGGAUUUAAUGAUUACUGGAACAUCAAAUAAAGUCACAACAGUUAAAGAAAUGUGGUAUCUGGUAGGAAGUGUCGAGGGCAUAAAUAAAAAAGAACUGUUAUUGGCGUGUCAAGUUGUAGCAGAAUUUGUUGAUCCAAAGGUAGAAGUGUCUUCUACUUUGAUGGAUUUCAGAUAUGAUUACGGCCCUUAUAGUGAACAUUACAAACUCACAGAUAUCGUGACGAUUAAAAAUGUAUCCAAACUACCACUGGACCUGGAUAUAAGCACAAAACCACCAUUUGCUAUAAUACAGAGACACGACACGUACAUAGUACCGCCCGAAGAAGAAAACAUGUGUUGUUGUAUAAGAUACAGAGAGUCUGAUAUAGAUUUAGAAAAGCUUUUGUUAAGCCUCGGGCCUCAUCAAUCGCGUGUAUUUAUUGACUACUUUACUUCUAAACCAGUUGAACCACAACGAAGAGGUUCCCUAAACUUUUUUCGAGACAUCAAUAAGAUGAAACUAGCAUUCAAUCUCACUCACACAGUAGAACAGCGCUUGGAAGAUCGAGACGUUAUGAAACUACAGAUACUGUUUGAUACUACUAAACAUGCCAGUUUAAAAUCCAAGGUUGAAUAUCCUAACAAGGGGCACACAAGUGACACAGAGUACAAAUCACUGACUACUGAUGAUACUACAACCAGCGGGUUACACGAAAUACAUUUGAGAGAACCUAAUGAGGAUUGUGGUAUUCGUAAAGAAAUAUGUCGAAUUCAAAAUUUUUCUUAUAUUCAAACGACCACUUCUCCACAAGAAUUUCAUCCAGAGCUAAAUCAGAGUCCGGUGGAGUUUGCUGUACCUAGUCUCGAAUAUAUAAAAAGGCGUACGAUGAUAAAAGUAACACCUAUGAUAAACACUGAUUGUGAUACCAAAUUUGAAUGGAUGCAUAAGUUUUCGAAAAAAGUUAAAGUUUCCAGGACCGACAUCAACGGAGUAUUAUAUUUGGUGCCGCAUCGUGGACUGCUUAAGCCGGGCGAAAUUCAGUAUGUUAAUGUGAUGUUCCAACCCAAACCAAACAUAAACGUGCGAGCCACUCUCGAAUGCGAAGUACUAGGAGGGCCUCCUGAGACCGUACUAGUAACUGGACGAAGUUCUGAUUUAAGAUAUAAAAUUAACACUCACAAUUUAAAUUUUAAAAUAAGGUCUUUUCACGAAAAUGCCAUCGAAGAGUUGUUGAUAACUAAUAUAGCUCAGUUACCUUUUGAAUAUAAAACUUACUUGGCUCCAGUUAUUUGUAAAAAUGAACUUGAAGGUUAUAUCCUCGAAUUAUUACCCCCGAAUAAGGUGUUAGAACCUGAUGAAGAAGCUGCGGUACAAGUUGUCGUGCAGCCAGGAAUACUUGGGCAUUUUCAAAGAGUGUUCUUGUUGGAAAUCGGUCACCUUCCUCACAUACCCAUUAAGGUGUAUGGUUGGGGAGUUAUCCCUCAAGUAUACAUAACUCUACCUAGACAAGAAGAAAUUCCUCCGUUGAAACCUGAGAUUGGAUACCAAGCUAUUCAGACAUUGACAUCUUCGUAUUUGGAAGCGGACGGUUACCCUUCAAUCAUUGAUGUAGAAUUGGCAAUUGAAAGGUUACUGGUCGUUAAUCAUGUGAAGGAACGACCUGAGCUAUUAACUGUAUACGCUACUACAAAUAAAUCAGGUCCUAUUCAAGGAUUCCAUACUGUACCAUACAUUAUAGACUAUGGGGUUGUGAUUACGGGAAGCACGGUACAAUGUAUAGCCGAAAUAGUGAAUUACGGACCGAUUGCAACUAAACUUCAUUUUUCGAAAGGAACGCAAAUUCCGAAUUGGUUGAGUAUGAAAUUAUGUGGCAAACUAAACCCAGGUGAGACGGGUAAACUGGAAGUGACAUUCUCUCCUACGUCCUUCGACUUCACUGAACUGGAACAGAAUGUGGAAACUUCUCUUCACUUGGAGGUACCCUACGGCGUGUCGAUACCGAUUCAUCUUAAAGCCCUUUGUGCAGUACCUUACUUAAUGUCAAAUGUAAAAUCCAUUGAUUUUGGAUCCGUGCGAUGUGGUGAUAAAAUUGUUUGUUCUAUUCCUUUAAAAAAUGUAGGUAAACCAACAUGUAUUUGGUAUGUAACUCUAAGAUUAAAAGCGCAUGGACCGUCUCCAAUGGUAGUAAUGGAUAGUUCUGGAAAAUACGAACCUGGAGAAGGAGGUUGGUUAAGUGUUGCCUUCAAGCCGACGAUGGAGAUGGUGUAUGAAGGUUUACUGAUAUUUAGAUUUCAUAUGAAUCCGAAUAGAAUGACGAUACCCGUUACUGGACAAGGCAUUGUACCAAACGUACAUGUUAUUGGACCAAACGUGGUUUUCCCGCCUACGCUACCCUGGGCCGAAACUACAUAUUACUAUUUUGGAUUGACAAACCCGUGCCCUUUUCCUAUAGAAUUGAUAAUAGCUCAUAGUGAUGAGAAGUGGAAAGAAGAAGAGGAUAUAUAUAACUUACUGUACAAGUAUUACAACAAGCCGGAAGAGAUGUUAGUGCCAGCAAUGAAACCAGGAACGGGAUAUCCACCAGAAGUUGUGAAUUUUUAUCAAAAUUUCUAUGCGCGAGUUAAAAAGCUGAAAGAAGAAGAGGAGCUGCUGAGUGCAAAAUCAACUACAGCAAAGUCACAUGCAGCUUCAGGGAAAAAAGCUAAAACCCCUAACAGUAAAGGAGGUGCGAAGACUCCUAUUGCAGGCAAAGAGAGCAAUAUACCUCCAGUCAAAUUUCGAACUGAAGGUGAAAUAAUUGCAGAUGAGAUGAAAAUAUUACGAGAUGGGCGCAUAGAUCCUUUACGGGAAUGUUUAAAGAUAUUCGAUGAAGAAAAAUUAGAUUCAGAUAUCGAUUUGCAUUCUAAGGGAUUUCUUUUAUUUGUCCACGGUUCUCCAUGUGAAGAAAUGCAAUGCCAAGAAAUUGCAUAUUCCGCUGGCAAAACGCUCAACUUGCCUGUAAUAAACGUAGACAAUUGCAUAGUUGAAGCGUUGCUCACUGAACCAACGACCGGAACAAAAGAACUCAUUUUGGCUACUAUAAACGAAGGGUACGAAUCAUCAAAACGAAGUAUAAAAGGCGAUAGUAGCUUUAAUGGCGAGGAAGCUGAAGACGAUUUAAACAUAAUGGAGGAUGCUUUUGAAUCGCUCAUGAGAAAAAUAUUACGUAUGGCCAAUAACAAAUAUGUUGGAACACCUCGGUCAAAAGGAAGCGAUAAGAAGAAAAAGAAAUCUGCAAUAUCAUUGCCCACACAUCAGGUAGUGACAGCCCUGGGAUCGACCACACUGUUUCGAAUGGAUUUAACUGAAGAACUUCUUAUUGAAUAUUUUCAACUACCAAAGUUUGACCGCGGCUUUGUGGUAGAAUCACUGUCGAGUAAUAUUCUGAAGAAUCCACCUUUGGUGCUUACAACAAUUCUUAAAUGUAAAAGUAGCAUUUGGAAUGCGCAUUUAAUUUUAUGUCAGUCUGAUUUUGCUAAGUGGGCACAAGCCUACGAAGAAUCUCUUAAGGAAUUGGAUCACUUAAGCGAGGCUGCGCCAAAAACCUACGACGAUGACGAGAUUAAGGAAAUCGUAGACAGUUUUGAAAACAUGGACGAAGAAGAAUAUGAAAAAGCACCUGCAGAACUAAAAACAAUUUAUAUUACAUAUGGUUUAGAACAAAGGCGAAAGAAAUAUUUGGAAAAGAUAGCUGUACAAUCCGGGGUAGGGUUACUAUCGCAAGCAGUUGGCAGUAAAGAAAAGGGAGGAAAAGAUCAACGCAGUAAAUCCUCGCUCACAGUAGACGCAUCAGAUGCUAAGAAGAAGUUGAAAAAAGACGAAGGCGGAAAAGCUAAGGCUACUACUGAGUACGUGGCAAUGAACGCGAAAUAUAAUGAGUAUUUUAAAAAUACUUAUGAGAACCUUAUUAAUAUCGCUAACAAUUGGGUUUUUGAAGAAUGUGACGUUGGCUUCCCUUUAUAUAAUAUCAACGGCCAAGUCGCUGGUGUGGCUGUUAAGAAACUGAAAAAGAAAUCUGAAACGCAGAUACCGACCUCUGAAGUGAGUCUGGCUGACAGGGGCUUUCCUUUAACUCUAAUAAUGUGUCCUUGCAUAAACUACAAGAACGCUAUAUUGAGUAUGCUCAAAUACUCGCCAGUUGUGUAUAAUGCACUAAAGGAAGAAGAAAGGGUGGAUGUUCUUAAAUAUCCAGUGAAAAGAAAAGAAUAUACGGUGUUAUUACCUAAAACGUUUCCCGCCAUUAAUCACGAAAUACCAUUAAAUUGGAGAUAUUUGGAUGAAGUGCCGGUUACAUCGUCUCAAACAUCUACGACUGAAUUCCCUUCUACAGUCGAGAAAAUGGUAGGGGAAGAUGAACCAACAGAGAUAUAUCCGUUACCGUUACAUAGUGUUAAAUCGAUGCAAGAAACACAAACGCGUCUUGUUUUGGAACCUGGUGACCUAGUGCGGUGCAAAUAUUCCUUUAAUCCUCAAAAUGAAGGCAGUUAUAGCGUCAGACGUUUUGUCGAAGUGAGCGGUUGGCCAGACUCGAGAGUUGACAUUAAUAUUAGCGGCAUAUGUGAUUUACCGAGAUUGGACAGUCGGCCUAAAAAGAUGUUUGAGAAUUUUGUGAGAAGGACGAUUGAAGAUUACGUCUAUAAGAUAACUUAUUUAGAUGAUCUUAAAUUAUUCGAAUUUGGACCAAUAUUCGUAGGCCUUAACAGAAUAUACCAAGAAGAGUACACUAUCGAUUUAAAAAAUUCCUCUCUGAUAACUGCUGACAUCGUGAUUGAGUUCCUUGAAGAUACCACGGUGUUUCAAAUAGACAAAGAAUUUAUACGAUUAGAGCCAGGAUGUCGUGACAAGCUCACUAUUUCGGCCGCUCCAGCAGAUGUUGAUGUGCAUAAAUGCACAUUACUGUUUUGUGUCAAAGAUAAUCCUGAAAUAGUAGAAGUUCACAUUGCCUGUACUGGAGUAAAGCCUACCGUUGAAGUACUGCCAUCAACUAAAACUAUAGACUAUAAAAAACUUUUGUUGUAUCGCCGAGAAGACGAUAGAUUUAUUGUAAAGAACGAUUCAAUAUUACCAGUGAUGUGGAAAAUUCGUAAUCCUGCGGACUUCGCAGAAGAUUUUAUAAUAUCCCAUAAAUCUGGCAUUGUUGCAAGACACGAUAAUCAAGUUGUGCCUGUAACAUACAUCGCAUGUCGAGUUGGAGUUAUCAGUAACAGGAUACUCGCUAUCGAUAUUUAUGAUGCAGAGGGCCGCGGAGAGCCAAUGCUGACGGAUUGUCUGUAUUUAUCAGCGGAAUGCUACGAUGUUAUGGUCGAAUGUGCUCAUGAGAAUCCUACAGAGAAUUAUCUUAAUUAUGGAAACGUCAAAGUCAAUUCUACUGUUUAUCGAGAUAUGUUCUUACUAAAUCGUGGCAAAUAUAAUAUUUAUUUUAAGUUUACGUUAUUCCCACUAGGCGAAUUAAAUUUCCAUAUUAUAGCUGUCGGUACUGCUAUACAGAGAGAUGUGAUAUUGAAUAAUACAAGCAAGUGUCCUGUCACUUAUGAAAUAAUUUUGCCAGAACAGUAUAGACCUGAUCCCAACGCACCUCUUCCUCUAGCGAAAACAAAGGAUAACAGAAUAAAAAAUCCUCCUCUCAAAUGCGGUAAUUUCAUGAUAAUGAAUGAAGAUAAUCUCCUGGCCCCCGGCACCAGUCGCACCAUACAAAUACAGUUCUUCGCGACGGCAUCUCGAAAGUUUGAAGAAACCAUUAAUUUUAUAAUAAGUGACACAUGUCCCGCAGAAGCUCAAGGAGUGCCACUUAGAUUAGUCGGGACUGGUGCAAUGCCAUCUUUAGAUUUUUGGAAUAUAGAGACCACGUUUAGAGAACAUUUAAUCGUUAAAGAUCUGUAUGAAUAUAAAGUACCCGAGUCAUCGCCACAUUGUGUGUUUGUGGAGAAUUCGGUAACCUUACAUUUCUUCUGCGUAACAGUGAAGACACGUUUUGUAGGCAAACUAGAUCUUUACAAUAAUGGACUGGUUGCGUGUGCGCUUACUAUGAAAUUACAUUACCAAUCAAAUUCGAACAGUGAGAUUUUCUCUUUAGAUAAAUACGAGGCACAUAUAGAACCAUUAAUGCAUAAGAAUCUAGGAAUUAUUUUUACACCAAAAGCUCUUACGGAAUACAGAGCGGUUUUAGAAAUAAAAUUAAAACUUUUAUGCAAUGAGGAACAAUCAUUUAAGGUGUGUCUAAUUGGUCAAGGUGCAAUUCCAAGAAUACAAAUGGUGUCACCACGACUUACGACUCAAAAGACAGCCUCCCUGGUGUUGCCGGUGACAUGUCUUGGGUCUGUUAGCCAGAAACCCAUAAUCUUUAAAAAUAUAAGCUCUGUAAAAAGUUUGGUAGUAGCAGAUGUUAAACAGGCAACAUUUGAAAAGAGGACGAUUUUCUGGCUAACAACAGAUCAAGAUAGUAAACAUAUGGUCGUAGCUAAUAAUAAGGGUCCUAGUGCCAUUAGUUUUAGUAGCGAUGAUGAUUUAAACGUUUCCCUAAAAAUUCUUUUAAAACCUGACGAGAUAGCAACCUUGAAUAUUAAUUAUAAUCCAAUACACAAAGGUAUUGAAACCUGUAAUGUAAAACUGACUAUUAUCGAGAAUCCUUAUGAAUAUUUUGAAGUAACAUGUGAAGCAGAAGCAUUUAUGGAAGAUGUUAUAUUAAUGGGUCUGGAAAUGCUUCCACUGGAAACGGAUCUUGAAGCCUAUAAGACGGACACGUUUGUAUUAUUAAGCGGAUGCGAACUAGGAUUCCUACAAAGAAGUUCUGUAGUUAUGGUUAACAACUCAGAAAAAGUGUACAAGUUCACCUGGAAUCUUAUAGAACAUUUAGUAGUGAAACCGUCAAUGGGCUAUAUUUCUCCAGGAGAAGAGAAAGAUAUUGAAAUAUUGUUCUACUCUGCUCAACCUGUUGAAAUAAAUAAGGUGAGAAACUUCACUUUUGCUUUGAAAAAUGUCGGCAAAGUCCCAUUGAGAGUUACAUGGAAUUUUGUUAUAGAUGACGAGUAUCCCGCAAGAAUAGAUAAAUUUAAAUUUAAUAAGUUGGAGGACCAAGGAAUGGAAGAAUGCGCAGUUAGAGCCUCUCUGACUGAAAGUUACAAUAGUAUUGAGGAUCAGUUCAAUAUUCAGAACGAAAAUGCUUCAAGCAAAGUAACACUGUUUAGUGCAAGUGCAGACAGACAAAGCGUUGAUACAUGGUUUGAAGUCGAUCUGCCCUUCUCGAUAGAGCCCACUAAAGACUGCUUGAAACCAGGAGAGAAAACAAACUUCAAAGUAACGUUCGCACCUCUUGAUGCAUUUGAUUUUAAAGUGAGGUUAAGAAGUACUAUUGAUAACUUAGAUCCAUAUGAUCAGAAUGUUUCCUGCAAAUUGGAGGCUAGAUCGCUAAUACCCUACGUCCAUCUCGAUAUCGAAGAAAGCGAUUAUUUGACAUCAGGGAGAAGGAAAGUAACAGGAAUUGCUUUACCUCCACAUAUCACUGUACUGGAAUUUAAUGUCUUGGGCUCUGGAUGUUAUAAAAAACGAUUUAAUGUUAUUAAUCCUACAAGUGAGGCGUACGAGUUCAUAUUUGAAAUGAUUAUGUCUGAUAAGCCUGAGCUUAUACCUGUCCAUUGUGAUACCUUAAAAGGAAACGUAGAAGGUGGAACGUCUACUGAAGUAACAUUUACAUUUUCUCCGACGGCCCCAGGGGUAUAUGAAUCUCAGUGGAAGUUUAUAAUAAAUGCUCAUAAUCUCGUUAUGAAUAUAUUAGUUGUUGGACUGGUAAGAGAGUCGGAUGUUGUAUUUGUACCGACAAUCCUCAUAAUAAGAAAUUCGUUGGUGGGUUUCACGACAACGAACGACAUUAUAUUAAAAAAUAACGAAAGCGAGGCUUUAAACUUUGAGUUCAAAGGUAACUCGUUGUGUAAUGAAUCUGGGAAGACGCCUGUUAUUGUAGAGCCUAAUCAAGGAAUACUGAAGCCUAAUUCUGAAACACCGAUCAAGAUUAUUUACACCCCUAUCCAUGAUGGCCCUCAAUCUUUUAAAAUAUUUUGCAGCAUCGCAUUUCUAACAAAGUUUUUAACUUUAUGCGUAAAUGCGCUUAGUUUUUCUAUUAAACCUAAAGUGACGUAUAAUUUAAUUGGAAAUGAACAUGUGUUAAAUAGUGAUUAUAAUACCAACAUACAUUUAGAUCAAACGGCAUCUACGUAUGAAAGACAAAUACCAUUCACCAUAAGAAACAACGGGUCAGCAACUUUCUUCUUUGAUUGGCACUACAACCCAUCAAAUGUAAAAAAGUAUCUAAAUGUAUAUGUGGAACCAAACAUCGGCCAUGUAGUGCCUGGUAAUGAAGUAGAAUGUAUCCUACACUUUACACUGAAGCAAAUCCCUGUCCAAGCUUUUCCAGUCAGUUUAUUGAUCUCAGAUGGUCCGGAAUACAACAUAUUCCUGUAUGCAGAGAUAGAAAAGCCCAUUUACCGUUUUUCAUGCAUGGACAUUAACUUUGGAAAAUGUUUUAUCAACACACCAGAUACGACCUACAAGAAGAAUAUUAGUUUCACUAAUGGUGAUAAAGUGCCUGUGCUUCUCGAUCUGAAUUUUACAAGUUUGCCCGAAUUGUAUGUCGACUAUGUUCAAGUGCCGAAAAUUGAACCGGGGAAACGGCAGAAAAUAUCAAUAUACUUUCGCCCAAAACACGUUAAAGAGUAUGAGUUUAAGCUACAAUUUUGGGUAAACUCUUUAUGUGAAGAAAUUGUGACAAUUAAAGGAGAAGGUAUUCCUCUUCUCUUUGAUUUAUAUGAAGGAUGUCAAAAGAGCUUUGACUUAGGUCAUGUGAAGGUUGGGGAAAAAAUUAUUCGCACUAUAGAUGUAAUGAAUCAUAGUAAAAUGCCUAUUGAUGCUACGUACAUAUUUAGAGAAAUGUACCCCGUAGUAGGAGAAUCUUCACAGUCUGAGAUGACCAGUGUGUGCCUCAGUCCCUCUCGGGUAACUGUGAAGGGCAGUAUUGGACCAACCAGAGUACAGAUGCUACAAAACUACAAAGAUGACAAAGUACGAGAACAAAUUUCAAAGGACAUCGAAAACGCCUUGUCUUCGUUGAAAGUGGUGCCAAAUAAAUGCACAAUAAAACCUUAUAGGAAAGUUCCAUUAAAAAUACAGUUCAAGCCGGUAGGCCUGAUCAGUACUCUCAAUGUACAGUUAAAUAUGAAGGUGUUUGAGUUCGAACGCCCCCUUGUACGCCUUAGUGGUUGUGCUACGGGUAUGAGCUUAAGAUUCAGUCAGAACUCCUUACAAUUUGGUCGCGUGCGCAAGCGCGGAGUUAAAAUAUUGAAAGUAAUGUUACAAAACGAGGGUAAUUUUGGAGCAAGAUUUUGGUGGCAACCUUUGAAAACAACAGAAUUUUCAAUAUCCCCGCAACAGGGCACCAUAGCCGCACAAACCAAUGUCACGUUUACCAUUACAUUUAGGCCAUUAUACCAUAAUCCGUUCGUCAAAGUUUGGGCGUGUUGUAACAUAGAGAAUUAUACGCCUCUCGAACUUGCCUUAUACGCCACAUGUGUUGACAUUGGUAAUGUACAAAAUAAAACGAUGUACUUGGAAUGUCCCGUUCGUGAAGUAAAGACUGAUUACGUCGUUGUCACAAAUCCUACCGAUGACUUGUGGCUGGUUUUGUCUGAAGUGUCUGGUGGUCCUUUCGAUACUUUGAAAGAGUUUCACAUUGAACCCAAUUCUACCUUCGAUAUACCUGUGAACUUUAGACCAAAGAGCAUUGGUCAACAUGAGAGCCAGCUUUUGUUUUCACCUUUAGGUGAAAGUGCUUUAUUUUUAUCGGUGACUGGAAUAGCCCAACAUCCAAAUCCAAAUGGGACUAUUCAAAUAAGCGUGCCAGCCAAGGACUUGCAUACCAUCGAAUUACUUGUGCAUAAUAUAACUGAGGAACCUGAAUCUUACAUUGUGUUAACAGAGUUAUCAAAAGUCGUUCCCGAAAAAUUCGAAGGUUAUUACGAAAUAAAGCAUCCAGAAACAAUCAAAACAUGGGGAGAAGCUAGCGCCACAUGUCGAUGGACUUAUGUUUGUUAUGAAGAAUGCGAAAUGACAUUCAAAGUGAUGUUCAUUAAUGAAAUAAGUAGGGAAUACCAAUUUUACAAUAUAAUAGCGACGGUUACUGCAAGCCCUAUCGUAGCUACGUUAACUUUUGUAUCGCGAGCUCGAGAAUCUGUACAAAAAGAGCUCUCCAUUAAAAAUCCGCUCUCCACUGAGUCAUUAUUUUAUAUUAAAAGUGAACAACUGCAGUGUCCUGAUGUACUGACGAUUAACAGGAAGUCAGAGGCAAUUUUAACAAUGAUAUAUUCACCAUUAGUGGUGGGAGAGACUGAAGAAUUGUUAGAAGUGUCCAACCAUUUAGUAGGAACUUAUGUGUAUAGAGUGAUACUAAAAUGUUUGCCAGCGAAGGAAAAAACUUUAGAAUUCUCAACUUUAUUUGGAACCAUAAUACCGAUACGUCUGAAAGUGCAGAACAGAGCGGACUGCAGAGCGGAUUUCAUUUGCACGGUAUCUCACGGGUCUAUACAAGCCGACAUUGAGUACAGUUUAGCCCCUCUGGAUAAAGGAAAAUUUUUACUUUGGUUUGAGCCGAUAGAGCUUGGUGUACAGACAUGCAGAGUUUCCUUUGACUCGCCCGUUGCUGGUGAAUUCAUAUUUAACAUAAAUGGCAAAGGGAAGCGACCGAAACCACAAGGACCGUUCGAAGUGAAAGCGGGUGGAUUUGUUACCAUUCCCUUUAAGAACGUCUUUGAAGACAUCAGAACAUUCAAAAUUUACGUAGAUAAACCUGAAUUUAGUGUUAAGAUGCCUUUUGAGAUUAUCAAACCAAAGAAAGAUGUGAAGAUAAAUGUAUUCCUUAUGGAAAUUGAAGAAGUAAAUGCCGAAAUGCCUACCGGUAAUCUUACCAUUGAGACUUAUGAACCAGCAAGUCCAGCCGUGAGUUGGAUAUUUUUCCUUCAAGGUAUUUUAUAG